AUGACAACAGAAGGAAUGGAUAUUAUAUAUUUUUAUGCGAUUGCUGAACUUUUGUUAUCAAUUCAUAUUUCGUUUUCAAAUGCACUUGUUUUGUGGGUUUAUAUAAGGUGAGUCUUUAGUUUCAAAAAAAUUACCGUAUAAUUUUGUUUACUUUCAAGUUUGCUCCAAAAUUUUUUCGAUUAGGCUUAUUUGAGGAUAAAAAUAAAUUCGAAAACUUUAGUCUUUCUAUUUUCUCGGGAUUAAAAUUCUAGGGGGAUUUGUAGUUCAAAAUUAUAGAUACAAAUUCUGAGAAUUCAUCUUUUGUCUGAAUAAAACGUAAUUCAACAAUUUGUUGUACAAAUCUAAGAAAAUAAAAUAAAAAACUAUCAUAUGACUUCGACUCAUCAGACAUCAAUUAGUCUACAUUUCAUUUCAGAUGAUUUUUUGUGCUUUUGAUAAGUUCAUUCUACUAAAAUUGAACUUUUUUUUGUUUAACCUAAAAAACAAACUUUUUCGGUUCUUUGGCCUAACAAAACAUGUGUCCUGCUCUAACUAACCAAAUUCCAAAAAAAAAUUGUGCCACCUAGUUAUACAUGUUCGGGUUUUGCAACCAACUUUCUUCUUGGUUACUUCUUGGGUCUCAAAAAUCUCCAGAGGAUUUUGAAGAAGCAGCGAAAAGAAGAAGAAGCACAUUUUGUUUGUUUUAGGUUGAUGAGAAAAUGAGGAGAAAAAGUUCGAAAAUUAAGCAAAAUGAAAAAAGACCACGUGGGAUUUGAGAAGUUUCAUGGCAAAAUUUCUUUAGUUUCCUAGCUGCCUGCGAGGUUUGUUUAAUUGAUCCAUAGAAAAAAAGAGCAAAAUAUGCAAUUAUGAAAAAAUAUAUAUGAUAAUGACCUUUUUCAAGCGGAAACAAAUUCGUUUGUUAACCACUUUUCAGUAUAAAUGCGAGGAGAAAAAUGAGAGAAUUUUUCAGGUCAAAACAUGUUCGAACUGUCACAAAUACAUACAUUUUCUCGCUGGCAUUAACCGAUUUUCUGGCAGGUUAGUUUUAAGGGAGCCCUGAUUUUGGACCUUUGGUCCCAUUUCACAUUUUGAUCCAAUUCAAAACCACCCCCACAAUUUAGUAGCGGGAUUUUUUGUUGUCAGCUGAUUCACUAAACAUCUUACAAUUGACACGUUUUCGAUCCGCGCAACAACCAAUAUUUGUCAAAACUUGACAAUACUUCUUUCUUUCUUUUUUUCAAAUAUAUGUAUUAUGUGUUGUGUUUUCGGCGGUGGCGCAAGAAAAGAAAAACGAUGAGAAUUUAUUUCGAAUAUCCGCGUAGUUUUUUUUGCUUGCUGCUGGUGAGAAGAUGAAUUUUUGAGUGCAGCACAAGAAAAACCUCCAAACUCAAUUGGUUUAUCCGGAUGAGAAAAGGAAGAUGUGCAAAAAUGGCACGUGUGAAAAACGAAGAAGAAAUUUUGUGUUGGGAUGAGAUACUGUAGCAGCUUAUUGGAAAAAUGAUUUGGGCUGGAAGUUGAAAAAAAUACUCUGAAAAUUUUAAAAUGAAUUUUAUGACAGCUUUUUCAGAAUUUUCUAGUCUCCAAUUUUCCGAGCUCCACAAACAAUUCAUUCGAAAUUUUCUCCUAAAUUUCUUUUCAGCCGAAGGUUCUCUCUUAAAUACAUUUGUUUUCUUUUUUCUUCCAAAUAUACAAAUGUCCUUUUGUGUUUACUUGCUCAAAUGCUCAAAAAUAAGAUUGCACUAUUUGUAAUUUGAAAUCAGUGAAAAAUAGAGAGAAAUCUCCUCAUUCAAUUUCUUCCGGGGAAAAUUCCUGGAAUAGAAUAAGUCUACAUUUCAAUAAUGUCACAUAUAUUUUUGAUCUUUGCUGUCCAAAACUAAAAGCUUUGAAAAAAAAGUAGUAGGAGUCUAGAAUCGAGAAUUAAGAAGAAAAAACGGGGGGAAAUUGAUAUACGUCCGGUUAUUUCCUUGAUCAAUGAAUCAUAUGAUUUAAAAUCCAUUUUUCUGCAAGUCAAAGUUGUCUAGAAAAAAUUUUCUUUUGUUAUAAUUUGUGCAAAAAAUGCAAUUUUUGAUCCGUAAGAUUUUUCUACGUGGAAACAUGAAAAAUUCAAGAAUUCCAUCUUCGCUAUCCGUAAAUAAUGUUUUUGGAGAAUAAAAUAAUUAUUAUCCGAAUGACUAAAUAAACAGAAUUUUCUAGUUGUUUUCAUUCUCGAAAGUGCAAAAAAGCUCUGGAAGAAACAAUCGAAUAUUUGCAGGUUCACUCGGAAUUCCAUUGACAGUAAUCUCGGUGCUCACAAAAAGUCCCGGUUCAUUUUAUGGCUGCCUCUUUGUCCAUCUUAUUCUUUGCAUUCUUUGCACAAUCUCAACUUUUCAUAUGCUCGCAAUUGCAAUUGAUAAAUAUGUCACAAUUUGUUGCCGUGAUCGAGUGUUUAGUUCGAGGUUUGUUGCAAAAUUAUACAUAUUCUCACCUUGAUUAUUACUAUUGUUAAAAGAAGAGUAAAAAAGAAGAGAGAGAGAUGAAAGAAAAUAGAUGAAUAAUUGGAUUGUAAAAGUCAUCUGUCGCAUAAAUUAUUUGUCAACAGAAAAAUAUUAUGUAGAGACGUAAUAUAAAUAUUCAACGUGGGUGUUAAUAUUUCUCGUGGUUGGAAAAUGAACAAGGAAAUGCCACCACUAAUCAUUUCACGCAUUAAAGUUUUUAAACUUGAUUUUGUAGAGCAUAACAAAUAAUCUGAGUCAUAAUUGAAUCAUUCAAAACCAAAACAUUUUUAGGAAAUUAUUUUGGAAAAUAGCGAAAGUUUGUAAUUUUCAAAUAAAUUGUUCCUAAUUUAGUUUUUCAAAAAUUCUUAUUCCAAACUUUGGCAAAUAUUCUGCUUGAAAUGAACUUUUUUAAAAAUUUAAAAAUCAAAAACUGUCCGAGAACUUCAAAAUCCAUCUGAAUCUUGCAGACGUCGUCGUGCAAUAUUUCUAUUGGCAACAUCGUGGAUUUCCGGAUUUUUUAUUGCAAUUCUUCCAAUGUUCAACGUCUUUGGAUUCGCCGAGUACGUGUUUUUUGAACUUUUUUAAAGCUCCAAUUUCCGAGUUUGUGUGAGGCGCAAGGAAAAAGAAGGGAAAUUAUUGGGACCGAUAGUCAAAUUCAAUUUAAUUUGUGUGUUUGAAGAAGAAGAAAAGAAUGGACGCCGCCAAAAAUACUUUUUUAGUCGUUGCUUCAUUUGAUCAAUGAAUGAGAAAAGGAACAUUUUCAAUUUUUUACAGACAAACAAAGAAGAGUUUCGAAAAUACGUGUGAAUUCACAAAAGUUGUCGAUUAUCGAUAUUUGGUUUAUAUCAUUUUUGGCGCCACAAUUGUUGCACCCACAAUUAUUAUCGUAAUUCUAUAUUCGAGCAUUUAUAAACGAAUCAGAACUGAAGAACAACAGGUUCGCAAUAAAUCCCGAUCUCCUUCCGAAACAAUUGAAUUUCAGGUCAAAUGUCUUUUGCGUCAAUCUGAACGUGAAAAACGUCUCCAAGGUCGUCGAAAACUCAUUCGAAUUCUUUUGAUUCUCGUUGUUUCGUAUGGAAUCUGCUGGUAUCCACUUUACAUCAUCAACACAAUCGAUCAUUUUGCACCCGAUUUUUCAAUCAGCAAAUUCACACUAUACACCGUGAUCCUAUCGCAUAUGUCUUGCGCGUUGAAUCCAUUGAUUUAUGCCUACGGAAUGCCGGGAUUCAAAAAAGUGAGCUUUUCUCGAGAUUCUGUUCGAAGUAUUUUUACUUUUUUUGCAGGCUCUUCGCGCAUUUUUCAAUAUUCAAACCGAUCCGAACAACACAUGUGCUAAUUAUUCAUGUUAUAUGCGGUUAGUUUUCACAUAUUUUUUUAUUCAUCUAGUGAAAAUUGUCAGUUAUGAUGUGAUAAUUUUCUGAAUUCACUUAUUUUUGAACUCGGCUAUUUUUGGCAGCGAUUUUUCAAAUUCUGAAGCAAAUGCAUUUUUGGAAAUCAUCCAGGCUACGGUAGCUAGAAAAAUAAUGCCACGUGGCCAAAAUUUUCUUAUCAAAUGUUUUUUUCCAUAAAAAAUCUCUCUAGAAUUUUAACCUCACUUCCGAGAUGUGUAUAAACAUUUUUUGCAGAUCAACAAAUCAAAAGCAGCGAAGUAUAAGUGUUCGCGGUCUUUCACCAUACGACACAUCAACUCAACAACAAAAUCUUGCAACUCGAAAAAUCUCGGCUCCGGCUCCUUCUCUACUCGAUCACAAUCGACAACGUCGCCGACAAACUGUCGAUCAUAUUGAUCUCUAG
Caenorhabditis angaria is the source of this 4247-nucleotide messenger RNA. The record is from the annotation of a GenBank genome assembly. NCBI's taxonomy places the organism in Eukaryota, Metazoa, Nematoda, Chromadorea, Rhabditida, Rhabditidae.